Eruca vesicaria subsp. sativa (arugula) is the source of this 754-nucleotide messenger RNA. NCBI's taxonomy places the organism in Eukaryota, Viridiplantae, Streptophyta, Magnoliopsida, Brassicales, Brassicaceae. The record is from the annotation of a GenBank genome assembly.
AAGAUCUAUUCAAAUGGAAGGGCUGAUUUGGGGAUCAUCAAAAAUUGUCCCAGUUGGGUAUGGAGUCAAGGUUUUGCGGAUCAUAGCCUCCACACCCAUAAAUGAGCAAUAUGACCUUGCCGAUACACUUUGCGUUGACCAUAUAACUUCUUUUGGGAGUUCCUGUGUUUAUUUUAGUGUCUUGCAAUCUCUAGUUCUUAUAAAUCCGAAAGAUGAUGAGGCCGACAUAAAGAAGCUAGAGGAAACUGUAAGAUCCAUUAAGUUGGAUGGGUUGUUUUGGGGAGCAUCAAAGCUUGUCCCCAUUGAUUAUGGAAUCAAGUUGUUGGGAAUUGAGUGCACCAUGCUUGGACUCCUUGGGAUGGAACUUUGCACCAUUAUCAAAGAGAAAAUAAUGGAUAGUACGUAUGUCCAGAGCUGUCAAACUCUCAUGUUAAACAGAAUAUUUAAUUGGGUUUGUUUCAUCGGAUUAUCUGAUUGUACAGCUGCUGGCAAGUCAGGGUUAGUGUUUUCAGAAUUGUAUAGUGGCAACUCCGACGUAAAGAAGUUAGAGGAAUCUAUAAGAUCCCUUCAGACAGAAGGAGUGGUUUGGGGAGCAUCAAAGAUUGUAAAAGUUGGCUACGGAAUCAAGUUUUUAAGGAUGGUAUUCACCAUUGUUGACGACCGUUUGUGUUUCAACACUGUGAUCCGAAACACUGGCGGUAUCCCCUUGAACAGAAUAUGUAAGCAAUCCAAAAUCCUAGAAGCUGAAAGAUGA